Messenger RNA from Bipolaris oryzae ATCC 44560, 4053 nucleotides. RefSeq lists its product as uncharacterized. Lineage: Eukaryota; Fungi; Ascomycota; Dothideomycetes; Pleosporales; Pleosporaceae. Gene Ontology annotation, biological process: stress-activated MAPK cascade; protein phosphorylation. Bases 1 to 4053 code for a protein of 1350 amino acids. The transcript has 2 exons. Gene Ontology annotation, cellular component: cytoplasm. Gene Ontology annotation, molecular function: ATP binding; MAP kinase kinase kinase activity. The record is from RefSeq and is a predicted model, not a curated record.
AUGGCUGACGUCCCCAAACCCGUCGUCGUCAACGCCCCCGAGCCUCAGCGCCUGGAGAGCUCGGGGUCUGGUUCGUCUGCCGACUCGGAUCACGAUGCCCUGCUUGGCGCUGGGGACAUGGAGCAUCAUGGCGAAUACAACUUUGCUCCGCCUGUCCAGCCCGCCGCCGCUGUCGACGAUAUUGCUCCCCUACGUGAGUCGGCCUACGCCUGGAACGCGGCUGCUCCACCCUCCUCGCGCCCUCGUGGGCCCCAGAUCAUGACCGACGUCCCACCCGCCACCCAGCAGCCCAACGGCUCUGGCCUCAGCUCCUCGAGUAGAGGCCAGCGUCCUGCUGCUGUGCGCACUCCCAGCAACGCAUAUGCUCCUGCUCGCCGUCCCCAGCAAUUCUCCCUCAAUUCCAACACGCACCGCCAGCGUAAUAACUCGGCCACGCGCUCGCGCCGCAACCCCAACGCCGAGUACCGCGCCCAGGAAAAGGCCUAUGUCCAGCGCAUUCGGCAGGAGGAUCAGCAAGAUGAAUUCUUCGACCCAGCCCUACGCACUCCCAGCCUCGGUUACAGCACCGAUUCCGAGACCGACGACGACUCGCCCUCAACCGCCGACUAUGUGGAUAACGAUCCCUAUGACCAGGAGACUCUCCUCUAUUAUGGCAACGACGAUAUGCAGCCGUCAAUUGAGGAGCUCAAGAUUCCUGCCAAUCGCGAGCGCCUCGAGUGGCACUCGAUGCUGGCCAGUGUGUUGACGGGUGAUGUUGUCAAACAGGAAAAGAAGCGCUUGAUUGGUAGCUCAGAGCAACAAGGAGACAGCACAAUGAAGGCAGAGAUUUGGAUGGGCAUCCGCGCAAAGGUCUGCGGCCGCUCGCUGCAAGCACAACGGAGGAUAGUCGACGACACAAGGAGCAAGAUUCGCGCCAACCUUGAGAGCAUUAUUUCUUUUGAAGUUGGCGGAGAGGCUGAGGCUGGUCAGACAGCUGCCCAACAGGUUGCGGAUAUUGUCAAGAAGAUUGAAAAGGUGGAGAGUGCCUACCCCACACGCCAGGCUCUCGAGGCUGCAUACCCCAGAGCAGCCUCACAACCCUACAAGGACGCCUGCGACGCUGUUAUUUCUUGGCACAAUACCAUUGCCCUUAUCAACACUGAGAUGUCUAUCCUGAAGAAAUGGGUUGGCAACGAGGAGUUGGACUUUACCAAGCCCCGCCCUCGCUCUUCCCACGACCACCAUCUGACCGACGAGUCUUCGUUUAUCGACCGGAUACUCAAGGAGGAUGGUCUCAAGUCUCUGCAGGGAGACACCAACCUGCUGACGCCCCUGGAGAAGGUUAUUCAAAAAGCAAAGGCUACGCUCAUUGCAAACGCAGAGGGAUUCGCUGACAGGCAUCUCCCACCCUAUAUCGAGGAGUUGCUAACUCUCAUCAACUUCCCCUCUCGCCUACUUCAGGAGAUUAUCCGUGUUCGCCUGUCCUAUGCCAAGAAGAUCAAAGACCCAUCACAGCAAGGCGUCAUGAUGGCUGAGCAGAUGAUUGCCCAGUUCCAGAUUCUUCUUGCCAUGGCUGGCCAGGUCAAAGAAAGCUACAUGGUCAUAUCGCGGCCGGAGCCUGGCUGGGACCUGCCACCAUGCAUUGAGGAGAACUUUGAUCAGGUUGUUCUAGAUGCCCUCAAGUUCUACUUUAAGAUGCUCAACUGGAAGCUGGCAGCCAACAAGAACACAUUCAAAGAAGCUGAAAUCCUAGAACAAGAAUGGGAUUUCUGCAACAAGCUAGGUCGCCAACUUCAAGGCGGGGAUGUGGUUACGGCUGAGCAGUUCAGUGUUCUUACCUCCAAGUCCCUGACCCGUCUCAGUGCGCACUUUGAGCGAGAACUCCAGCGCCGACCCGAUGAACUGACUGGGUCUGAGAUGGAAAAGCGCUACAAGCAGAUCUUGGAUUCCGUCCGUGUGCGACAGCGAAAGCUGUUCCGUUUCUCCAGGAUUCUGACGCAGCGUUUUGAGAAUUGCACCGAGUACAACAUCAACAACAUUGAUUUGGACGAGGAGCAGUUGCACGAGCUGUACGAAUCGUUGGUCGUUACGGGACAUUUCCUUGUCGAGACUUCCAGCACCAACAAUACCGGCCUUUACAUUGUUGCCUCGCCUGCCGCACUUGAUCGUCCCAAUGACAUUCAGUCGCUGCUUACGACGUGUUAUCAUGCCGAAGAGGCACCCGAAGACCCCUCGAACCCGUAUGUUCUCAUCAUCAAGCCAGAGCAACCUCUCUACUGGUCAGGCAAGAGGAUGUCGGCCAAUAUCAUCGAGCCUCAUUUGGAUCUCAAGGCCGGUCGCUUGCGACUUGUCGCCGACGGCUCUCAGCAACGGUUGGCUAAUGCAAACAUGUCGUUCCUAUCCUGCAUUGGUAUGGAACUGCACACCUUGAUCGAUCAACGCGCCAAUCUCCCACGUGUCAAUGCGGAGUUGCUAAAGAUCAAGCAAACCGCAUACACCCUGUCCAAUACCAUCAUGGAUAGCGUUGAGAUUGUUCGCAGACAAACGGCUGGACUUGAUUGCCAGGAUCUCAUUCAAACCUGUUUUGCUUUUGCAACAGAAUUCGGUCAGCGUUCAGUGCUCUACAUGGACUACAACCGCCGGGCAAUGAACAACAUCAGGCUCACAAGGCUGGCUCUCGACUGGGUCAGUUUCAUCUGCGAUGACUGUAUUGCGUCUGACCGCAAGACGUUCCGAUGGGCUGUCGUAGCCUUGGAGUUUGCCAUGAUGAUGACUCGUGGUCAGAACAUCUUGUCCAUCAGUGACGAUGAGUACUCUCAACUACGUCUCAAAGUUGCUGGCUGCAUGUCAGUACUCAUUUCUCACUUUGAUAUUAUGGGUGCUCGAUCCACCAUUGCUGCACAAGCCGAGCGCCAGCGGUUGAACGCCAUUGCCGGCAAAAGCAUGCUGGACCCUAAGAAUGCCAAGGAUGACGACGAAUCUAUCAAAAUGACACAAGAGCAAUGGAUGCAGAGACUCGAAGAAAUCGACUCUUUCCGAAAGGAAAAGGAAGCCGAACGACAAGCAUUGGGCAGGGUGCUGGAGGACUCUAACGAAGCCGACCGAGCUCUUACCUAUCUCUCUUCAUCUGCUACCAACGUCACUUUGCGUUGGCAGCAGGGUCAGUUUGUUGGUGGUGGAACCUUUGGAUCAGUAUACGCAGCCAUGAAUCUCGAUUCCAAUCACCUCAUGGCUGUCAAGGAAAUCCGUCUUCAAGAUCCCCAGCUCAUUCCUACGAUUGUCGCGCAGAUUCGAGACGAGAUGGGAGUGCUGCAAGUACUGGACCAUCCCAACAUUGUGUCUUACUAUGGCAUUGAACCUCAUCGAGACAAGGUGUACAUUUUCAUGGAGUACUGCUCUGGCGGUUCGCUUGCUGGUCUGCUGGAGCAUGGACGCAUUGAAGACGAGACUGUCAUCAUGGUUUACGCACUGCAGAUGUUGGAGGGUCUUGCCUACCUUCAUGACUCUGGUGUUGUACACCGUGAUAUCAAACCCGAAAACAUUCUUCUCGACCACAACGGUGUAAUCAAGUUUGUCGAUUUUGGCGCUGCGAAGCUCAUUGCUCGCCAAGGCCGAACUCUCGCUGCAGAACACAACGCUACACGUCAAGGCCGCCAACGCUCAAUGACUGGAACUCCCAUGUACAUGUCACCUGAGGUCAUUCGCGGCGGAAGUACCGGUCGCCACGGUGCCGUUGACAUCUGGUCCCUCGGCUGCGUGAUCCUCGAAAUGGCCACGGGCCGCCGUCCCUGGGCAUCUAUGGACAACGAAUGGGCAAUCAUGUACCACAUCGCCCAAGGCGACCCCCCGCAGCUACCGUCUCGCGACCAGCUCAGUGAGACGGGCAUUGACUUCUUGAAGAAAUGCUUCGACCGCGAUCCGAACAAGCGAGCCAGCGCAGUCGAGUUGCUCCAGCAUGAAUGGAUCAUGACACUCCGUGCUCAACUCAGCCUUGAGCCUGCGACUCCAAGCGAUACCAAUUCCAGCAGUGGAGGAACUCCUCACAGUAGUAGGCAAAACUCUACCUACAACUAG